AUGGCGAAAUAUAGGGAGAAAGCGAAAGAACUCUUGAAUGACAUAGAGAGAUUUGGUGGAGAAUGGGAAAUCUUCCCCAUACCCAGAGAAGAGAACGCAGCCGCGGACGCAAUCGCCAAGGCAGCAGCCGCAAAGAGCCAGCGUUUCAUGGAGAUGAAAAUGACAGAGGAGCGUUCGAUUUCUUCCGUAGAUACGGAGGAGGAAGUGUUACCUAUAGAAGAGGUAGACACCUGGAUGCAGAGACUAUUGGCAUACCUAACAGAAGGCAUUCUACCAGAGCAAACAGCUGAAGCCGCAAAAGUAGUUCGACAAUCAGCAUCAUACUCAGUCCUAGAGGGAGUACUCUACAGGGCAUCAGCUACGCACCCAUGGUCUCGAUGCCUGACCAAGACAGAGGGCCUAUACGUUCUGCAGGAAAUCCAUGAGGGGAUCUGCGGAGCCCAUGAGGCGUCAGCAGCCCUGGUUAGGAAAGCAUCUUUAUAA
Mercurialis annua (annual mercury) is the source of this 483-nucleotide messenger RNA. RefSeq lists its product as uncharacterized. The record is from RefSeq and is a predicted model, not a curated record. The transcript has a single exon. The coding region runs from base 1 to 483 and encodes 160 amino acids. Lineage: Eukaryota; Viridiplantae; Streptophyta; Magnoliopsida; Malpighiales; Euphorbiaceae.